This is a messenger RNA of Conger conger (European conger), 1648 nucleotides long. RefSeq names its product cysteine and glycine-rich protein 1a (gene csrp1a). Gene Ontology annotation, cellular component: cytoplasm; Z disc; nucleus. NCBI's taxonomy places the organism in Eukaryota, Metazoa, Chordata, Actinopteri, Anguilliformes, Congridae. The transcript has 6 exons. Gene Ontology annotation, biological process: sarcomere organization; muscle tissue development. The record is from RefSeq and is a predicted model, not a curated record. Gene Ontology annotation, molecular function: structural constituent of muscle; actinin binding. The coding region runs from base 160 to 738 and encodes 192 amino acids.
CCCUCUCUGGCCCCACCCUCAGCUGUGACACGGAGCGUGCAGCCUCUCAGCUCGUCUGUGUUAAACAGGGAAGUCGCAGCACAGCUCCUCAGCACAUCUGGAGCUCCAGAGGGACUGCUCUCACGCCAGGAGGACCCCAGCCUCGCACACAACCGCAGGAUGCCUUUCGGAGGAGGAAACAAGUGUGGCUGCUGCCAGAAGACUGUGUACUUUGCAGAGGAGGUUCAGUGCGAGGGGAGGAGCUUCCACAAGUCCUGCUUCCUGUGCAUGGUGUGCAAGAAGAACCUGGACAGCACCACGGUGGCGGUGCACAUGGACGAGAUCUACUGCAAGGCCUGCUACGGCAAGAAGCACGGGCCAAAAGGCUACGGCUACGGCGGGGGGGCAGGAACUCUGAGCAUGGACACGGGGGAGUCCCUGGGCAUCAAACCCGAAGAACCAGUGCCCCAUCGCCCCACCAACAACCCCAACGCCUCCAAAUUUGCGCAGAAGUUUGGGGGCUCGGACGUGUGCCCUCGGUGUGGCAAAGCGGUCUACGCCGCAGAGAAGGUGGUGGGGGCCAGCAGUGCCUGGCACAAGAGCUGCUUCCGCUGUGCCAAAUGUGGCAAGGGGCUGGAGUCCACCACCCUGGCCGACAAGGACGGAGAAAUCUACUGCAAAGGCUGCUACGCCAAGAACUUUGGUCCCAAAGGCUUCGGGUUCGGCCAGGGCGCGGGAGCGCUGGCACACGCCCAGUAGGGGGCAGACUCGAGCAGCGUGGCCUUCCGGAGGCGUAUCCUGUAACCUGUGUAACCAUGCCAUGACAUCAGCACUCGCUAGCAGCGCAAGAGCUCUGAGUCACCAGGGCGGAUCCGUCUGCCCCCGAACCACACAAAACAAAAACAAAACAUGGCCUCCUUACUCCCGCCGGGCUCUGAAAGCAGAAGGAUACGAGCUCUGCCGACCCCUGUGGGGGCGCCAACACGCUUCAGGGCCUAAAGACGCGAUUACUGCAACCUGACCGACAACCAGGCCUCCAAAUGUCAACUCCACACACCUGCAUUCUUCUGUAUUCCAAUUCUGGGCUCAGUGUCUUUAACGUAGGGAAUACUUUUAUCGUUACUCACCGUUGCUUCUCGUUCCCUAAACGUCUCCGUGUAAGGUAAUGAUGCGUAGUGCAUGGGGUGGACAGGAAGUCAGAGUAUAGCUGUGUUCCAAACCCCUUCCUUCUUUCUGUGCAUGCUCCCUGCCGCCCAACUCCCAAGUGCAUGGUUGCCUAGGAGGCCGAAUCAGGAGCGAACGCAACGGAACGCAACCCGAAACAUGGUGACAGCAUGCAAAGAGCACUCGCACAGCAUUGACAACCGAUCGCUGCCUUAAGAUACACGCUACAGCAUACCCCAGCUUGCAAAUACACAUUUUACAGUAUCUCCGAGGGCUACUUUGGUAUGUAACAUUGAUAUUUUCUAUAGACAUAGCCCAAAAUUAUUAUUUUUUUAUGUUGCAAAACCAAAAUUCCUUCAUGUACCACUUUGUACAAGUGCUUGGGUAUACAUUGUGUCACUGUGAUGUCAAUGAAUGCAUCUUUUAAAUCAGAAAUGCAAUGGAUACUGUAUAUACACUAAUGCACUAUCGCCGAUUAAAACUGCAACGUGUAAAAACCGGCAAA